Molecule: messenger RNA, 2831 nt
Organism: Asterias rubens (European starfish)
Lineage: Eukaryota; Metazoa; Echinodermata; Asteroidea; Forcipulatida; Asteriidae
Exons: 11
Coding region: 1-1476 (491 amino acids)
Cellular component (GO): membrane
Source: RefSeq, a predicted model, not a curated record
AUGGCGUCAUCUUAUGAGGAAUCUAAUAAUGACGCCAUUGCCCUCCAGCCACGCAAGGAUACGGUUCCUGUUGAGGAAGGAUCAGUGAAGUUGACGGGAGGAGCGAACGGGUUGCAAGGUUUCCUACAGGUGUAUGUCGGUGGUAAAUGGGGCACAGUGUGCAACGAGGAAUGGGACAAAGACGAUGCCGAUGUGGUGUGUAAACAGCUUGGUGCCAGUGGGGGCGCUAUGUUCACCGAAAGCAGCCACUCAUUGGGAAAUAUCAACAGCUCAUUGCCAGUUCACAUGUCCAUGGCCAAUUGUUCAGGGACCGAGAGGAAACUAACAGAGUGUGCCCAUAGCAAUGUGACACAGUGCACUCACGCCAGUGACGUCAAAAUCGACUGCGUCAUUCCGGGCUACAAAGCCUGUGUGACGUAUGAUCCACAGAAUAAGCCUCUUAAUGGCCGCGUCCUCACGCCAGUAGAGCACAACAUCAACGAGUGUGCCAGGCUAUGCCGCUCCGACGGGUACGCGUACGUUGGGAUCCGACCACUGGAGUGUCACUGCGGCUCGGUGGGCGAGGACUUCGAGUCGGUUGGCGUGGAGCCGAACGAAAAUUGUGGUGCCUUCUGUAGAGGAGCCGGGUCCCAGAACUGCGGGUCAGAUGGCAGUUUGGCGAUUCAUGACGUGGCAGUGGGAAGUUGCAGCGGCAAAUUCAAGAGCAAGUACGGAGCCGUUACUUCACCGGAGUUUCCAGGUAGCUAUCCCCGCGAUGCACGCACGUGCCAGUGGAUUGUGGACGUAUCCGAAAAUGGCGAUACCACUAUUCAGUUCCCGGUGUUCGACAUUGAUGACGGAGACGCACUCGAAAUCACGAUCGAUGGCGGUGAGUCUUGGCAGAAGUACAGCAUGGCGAAAAAGCCAGAUCGCAUGACCUUUGACCUGAAGGAAAUCAUCGUGCGGUUCAUUAUGGGAGGCACCAAUGCAAAUUUCAAGGGAUUCAUCAUGACGUAUCAAGACGACACAACUUGUGAUAUCGCCAAGUUCCCCAAUGGCACCCUGGACACCCAAGAGGGCGCUGUUUACCGACCCGGUGAUUUGGUGGAGGUGGUGUGCAACAAGGGCUACGAGAGUGAGUGGGUGUAUUCCAUGUGUAACGAAGAGGGAGCUUGGGACAAGACGCCCGAGUGUAAAGAAUCCCCACCACCAGGUCGUUCCCUUAUAUUUACAUCUACUUACCUGUUCAUGAUGUUAGCCGUCAUGGGUUCGCUAGGAAUUAUCUUCUUCAUGAUCAUAUGUGGAGUCAUCUGCGUAGGCCGGAAAAAGAAAAAGGAAGGGUAUACGGGUAUCUCUAGGCAGGAGUCGGCCGAGCCUACUAAAGCAGCGAAUGAGUACCAUGUUGAAAUGCACGGUGGAUCAGACAUUGACAUGCAGAACGCUAGGGGAGAAGAAGGCCAAGGUAUCCCUCUAGCGUCCGAAGCAAUGGACGAGUAAACCGUCAUCAUACAGAAAGGUCAAGGUCUGCUGGGAAUCGUCUUUCUUAUAUCCACCGCAAGAGGGGGCUAUAUACAACAUCGAUGUCGACGCCAUCUUGUUUGCUUUGUCUCGACUUUCAUCGCCAAGGGGUGUCGAUAUCCAAGUCAAAAUAUUUUUGUUAAAAAAGGAUGUAAUAUUCCAUUUGUUUUCAUUCAUAUUUUGCUUGGUCGACUUACAUUUCCACACAGAGUUUUAAAUAAUUGACCCAUUGGCGACCCAAGAAGCGCCCUCUUGCGACGGUAUUUAAACCAGUGCUGCAGCGCCUUCGUGUGAGUUCCAAAGAACAACGUACAACAAGAAAAUGUGUGGCCUCGAUGUUACUGAUUGUUUUUAAACUGAAAUGCAGAUGCUAAAUAAGAUUUCAUACACUGUGUUUUGAUCACUUAUUCAUCAACAGAAGGGUUAUGCACAAAAAGUAAAACUUCUGUGAUUUUAAUAAAAUAUUAGCAUUUUUAAAAAUGUAUAGCAGUUAACGAUUUUAGAGCUUUUGUGGAUUGAUAGCAGAUAGUAGCAUCGCUGACGUCAUUAAAGUUACUACGGCAUUUUCAAAAUGUUUACGCAUUUUUUUUCUUGCAACAUCUUGGUCAAUACUACGAACUACUGCGUACGUACAAGCAAGUAAAACAUGGUGUGAAUUCUCAAAGCUUUGUGCGUAAAAUGGCCUGGCUUAACAGUUAAAAGACAAUGACAGAAAGGCUGUCAUCGUCAUCUCAAAAUAGAAAGUUUCACUGGUAUUUUUCUAAAAAAAACAUACAAUCAAUAGUUUAGAUUUUACAUAUCUUUGGCUACUUUCAAUGCCCACUUAUCAUUGUAAACUUUGCCAUGUCUUUGCCUCCUUUCGAGCUUAUUAGAAACAUGUUAGGGUAGAAAGUGACAUUUGCCACCAGAACUUCCCCCCCCCAAAAAAAAAAGAAAUAUGUAUUUGACGCGCUUUGAGACAAAAUUUUAACCUUACAAAAUUUAUGUUAAUAUUGUAAAAUAAGUACUUUUUAAACAAAUUAUUUAGACAAAAAUGUGUUUAUAUUACGUAAAAUUAUGAUUCAAUUUUCUGUAUAAUGUAAACUUAGCUAACUAGAUCUUUUUAAUGCUUUUCAUUAAUUAAAUUCUUGCUCAAAACUUUAAAUACAAUAAUUUAUAUUUUACCUCAAUAUUUUUUGUAUUCUCUCCCAAAACACAGAAAAUCGGUUCAUAUCUUUGACGAAAAAGGCCUUUUGAAAAUCAGUAGAGGUAGUUAAACAUUAAGCAAAGUUAUGUUAUGGUGCUCCUUUUUGUACAAAAAUAUCUAAAAUCUAAAAAAAAAAUAGGAAAAAAAA